Mya arenaria is the source of this 1875-nucleotide messenger RNA. RefSeq lists its product as uncharacterized. The transcript is spliced from 12 exons. NCBI's taxonomy places the organism in Eukaryota, Metazoa, Mollusca, Bivalvia, Myida, Myidae. Gene Ontology annotation, molecular function: tRNA 2'-phosphotransferase activity. The record is from RefSeq and is a predicted model, not a curated record. Gene Ontology annotation, biological process: tRNA splicing, via endonucleolytic cleavage and ligation. The coding region runs from base 487 to 1875 and encodes 462 amino acids.
CAAGGAGGGCGUGGAAACUUGAAUUCCCAAGGACAGGGUGGAUACCAGAGCCAAGUCGAGCACUGGCAAAACCAAGGAUAUAAUACUUAUAAUAACAGCCAUGGUUACGAACAUUCCCAACAGGAUGGACAAAGAAAUAAUGAAUUGAGCAAUAGAUCUACUGGAAACCAGCAACAAAGGCAUGGCAAUGGUAAAGAUGUUCAUAGGUCACGAAGCCAUGAGAGGCAAGUGAGACAUGAUGGCCAUAGAAGUCCUUCCUUAGACCGUCAGAAUCACAGAUCUCGAUCUGGUGACAGAAGGCCCUUUGAUCAAUCCCCAAGCAGGAGUUCUGGGUCUUCUUUCCAAGUUUCCAGGCAAAUAGAUCAGCAGCUUGGAACCCAAUGCAGCUCACACAGGAAGGGCAGGAAUGAUGACGCUUUAGUUUUCCUUUCAAAGACGCUGUCUUCAAUCCUUCGGCAUAAUGCUGCAAAAUUUGGUCUCGAGUUAAUGAAAGAUGGAUUCUUGCAUGUUGAUGAGAUCUUUCUCAAGGUCCCCGAGCUUCGUUCAUAUACCCUAGAAGAUAUACAACAUGUUGUAAAAAGUAACGAAAAGCAGAGAUUUGCCUUAGAACAAGAGGACAAUGGUCAUUGGAAGAUCCGAGCCAAUCAAGCACACAGUAUACAGGUUCGGUUUCCAACAGUGGCAAAAAAUGAUUACAAAAAUGUUAAGGUAGAUGAAUUGGACCUGCAACCGAUAAAAUCAGCAAACGAAAUCAGCACGGUCAUUCACGGCACUUACUAUAAGAGUUGGGAGAUGAUCCAGAAAACGGGCUUGAGGCGAAUGAAUAGAAACCAUAUCCACUUUGCUGCAGGCCUGCCAGGGCAGGGAGGCGUGAUCAGUGGAAUGAGAUCAUCGUGUGAAGUUAUCAUUUACCUGAACUUGAAGAAAGCUUUAGAAGACGGUAUUCCUUUUUUCCGGUCGGCGAAUAAUGUGAUCUUGUCGCCAGGCAACAAGGAUGGAAUAAUCUUCCCUCGCUAUUUUGAGGGAGUACAGGACAGAGUGCAAAACUGUCGUAUGCAGUUCAAUGAAAAGAUCAACUCCGGCAUCAAGGCAGGGCCUGCAGAAACUGGCAGGAAGAGGAAGAAUAAAAAGAAGAAGAAAGAGAAGAAGAACGAAGGUCAAGAUGAUGGGCCAGAUGCAUCUGACGAAGACACCCAGCCGUCCCUUGAAACGGGUCAUGAUGAGUCGCCCUCUAAAUAUGACGAACCCAGAACCAUAGGUAAGGCAAACGACACACAGCCCAAUGCUCAGACAAAGGGUGAAGAUGUGACAGUAACACCUGCCAUGGAUCAGCCAAAUGGAGCUCAACAGGAUAUUCAGAUGAAGAGUAAAGAUGUUUCCGUAAAACCUACCACGAGUAAAGCAAAUGAUGUUCAGCCUGAUGCUCCUGCAAAGAGUGAUGAUGAUGCAAAAGCAGCUUCUGCAUCUAACACUCCUGCUGAAACAAUGGUAUGGAAGGAACCAGUGAUGGUAACUGAAGCUGCUACUUCAAGAACGAUUGUGAAAGACGUUAUACGCCAAAACCCGUCUCAUAUGGUUGUUGUAUGUUGCGGAGAGAAAUUUGGAAAUGAAGACUCAAAGGUUCGCUUAAUUGCCGUCUUCGAAAAACCAAACAUUAUGGUUUAUUACCUUGACGACGAUAACAGAGAGAUUGUUAGGGAAGGAGAAUUGAAUACACUGCUGAACACAAGGCUUAUUCCUAAGGUUUUCCACAACAUCCGCGACGUUUCCAUGAGUCUUAUGAUGGAAUUUGGUAUAUUGCUGGACGGAACACCUAUCUGGGACAUAAAGGUGCCAAUCGCUUGUCCAUUUAUCACAGCAAGGGGCAAAACUUGA